Messenger RNA from Arabidopsis lyrata subsp. lyrata, 744 nucleotides. Its product is annotated as putative F-box/FBD/LRR-repeat protein At1g22000. NCBI's taxonomy places the organism in Eukaryota, Viridiplantae, Streptophyta, Magnoliopsida, Brassicales, Brassicaceae. Bases 1 to 744 code for a protein of 247 amino acids. The transcript has 2 exons. The record is from RefSeq and is a predicted model, not a curated record.
AUGGUGCCAAGACUCGAGUACAAAGAAAGCAAAGACAGUGACCAUGAAAGUGUUUGGUGGUUUCUUGAAAAGUCUUUGCAACAACACAAGGCACCUAUACUAGAAAGCUUGUCUAUCAAACUCGAUCAACGAUGUCCUAUUGAUGCUGAUGUUAAGAAGUGGAUUGCAAACGCAGUUGAUCGCCGAGUGCGCAUGUUAAAUCUCAUACUCAUGUGGUCUGCAGCACCUAUUGACUUGCCCGCAAGUCUUUACACGUGUGAAACGCUAGUAGAAUUAAAUUUAUGCAGAGAAAUUCUUCUAGAUGUUCCUUCCUCGGUUUGCCUCACAUCACUCAAAAAGCUUUACCUUAGUGGACUAAUGUAUAAAGACGAAGUUUCCGCUGUAAGGCUUCUAUCAAGUUGCCCUGUUCUCGAACAAUUGUCCGUAUCUCGAUCUAGGAAUGAUAAUGUGACAAAUUUUAUUGUGGAAGUGCCUUCUCUAAAGAACUUACUUUACUCUAAGGAACGAUCAGAUAUAGGAGAUACUGGUGGAUCCUUAGUCAUAGAUUGUCCAGCGUUAAAGGACCUAUUUAUCUUGGAUUCUUCGGGGGGCUCUUGCUCUUCCCGAAAUAUGCCUUGUCUUGAUAGGGUACUUAUCAGUACAGUUUGGUAUCCUGAUGAAAAGUUUCUGAUACCUUUUUCCUCAAUCACGUGUCUAAAGUUGUGUAUGACUCAUGCAAUGGUAGAUGUUUCUGCACCCCGUUGA